Verruconis gallopava is the source of this 962-nucleotide messenger RNA. RefSeq lists its product as uncharacterized. The record is from RefSeq and is a predicted model, not a curated record. The transcript has 4 exons. The coding region runs from base 48 to 659 and encodes 203 amino acids. NCBI's taxonomy places the organism in Eukaryota, Fungi, Ascomycota, Dothideomycetes, Venturiales, Sympoventuriaceae.
CGGACAUAUGAAACUUUCAGCAGCCAUUGAAGCUCAAUACUACCGCAAUGUCAGCUGAAAAGGACGGCUGGGACAUCCCAGAGAAAAACAUACCGGAUCCAGCGACAGAGCCGAGGACGUUAGUCCCAGCCCUUCAACAGCCCGGCCGAUAUCCCCUCAUAGAUUAUGACCCACACAUUAGCAGAGUCAUACGCUACAUGCGGCCUUCAGAUGUCGCGGUCUUUGCAGCGUGUUCAAUUGGCGCACCAAGCGCUCUAUGGGCCCUCGAGAAGGGAUGGCCUACCUUCAACACACGCGGUUCCUUUAUGCGUGUUAUGCGCCUGACUGGAGCCAUUGGUAUCACCGCUGGCUUCCUACUAGCCACGACACGGUCAUCACUACGCUUUUAUGGCCACUCAGAGAACGCUCGUGAAAUCGAGAUGGACAUGCGGGAGAUGACUGACAAGGUCAAGCGCGGCGAGCCUCUGUAUGGUGAAAGCAGACUCUCGGAGUAUAUGCAAGGCAUGGCACACAGGAACUCCCGCUACUCCGCUAUCAUGUCUUUCUGGUUCCCAAUGUUCAACUUCGUCAAUCACCCAUAUCAUGGUGUCGAUACCGCCAAGUACUAUCAAAAUGCCGAAAGGGAAUUGGAAGCUGAGCGAAAGGCUAGGCAGGGCUAAUUUAUUGGGUGAAAGUUGUCAAGAAGAGCACAAUUUUCGUAUCUACCUGUAAAUAUUGGACAAUGCAAGCAAUCUAGAGAAACAAGCCUAAAAGCGAAUAAUCUUUCAAGCUUUUUGCUCGCUUUGAAUUUAGUAUAUAUAUUUCGGACAUGUCUGGUAUCAUCAUAUUCAAGAUGCAAAGACUCAAAAACGUGUAAAAGGCUUAAAAGAACUAGUUGAUUUUCUCAAGUCUUUCCUUGGGAAAACAGUCGUCUCGUCCAACGCACAUCAUGCCAAGGGUAUCAUCGCAUAUGCGAUAACAGC